Fragaria vesca subsp. vesca is the source of this 737-nucleotide messenger RNA. RefSeq names its product dynein light chain, cytoplasmic-like. The transcript is spliced from 2 exons. The record is from RefSeq and is a predicted model, not a curated record. Gene Ontology annotation, molecular function: dynein intermediate chain binding; dynein light intermediate chain binding. Gene Ontology annotation, cellular component: dynein complex. Gene Ontology annotation, biological process: microtubule-based process. Lineage: Eukaryota; Viridiplantae; Streptophyta; Magnoliopsida; Rosales; Rosaceae. Bases 145 to 531 code for a protein of 128 amino acids.
AUCCCAAUCGAGACCUCUGUUCCCUCUUGUGUUCUCAGAGCCAUUGUUACAAACCCACAUGGUGGUGUGCAUAAAACUGUGACACCCCACUAGAGCUUUGUUAAUUGUUUAGGUUAUGAGAGAGUGAAUCAAGAGAGUGAGGUGAUGGAGGCAGCAGAGCUGGAGCUGGAGAGGCGGAGUAGGUUCUUGAGUAGUUUGAUUCAGAAGAAGAAGGCGGUGGAGCAGAAGGACCACCAUGACAUGCUCAAUGUGAGAGUCAGGGCGUCGGACAUGCCAGUCGCUUUGCAAAACUGCGCGUUUCGGCGUGCCAGGGAUCAUCUUGACUCCGAGCCUGGGAAGCUCGACAGUAAAAAGCUUGCUUUGGCUCUUAAGAAGGAUUUUGAUUCAUCAUAUGGCCCAGCUUGGCAUUGCAUUGUGGGAACUAGCUUUGGUUCAUAUGUCACACAUUCCACUGGAGGAUUCUUGUAUUUUUCGAUCGACAAGGUUUACGUCCUUCUAUUCAAAACAGCUGUUGAGCCUUUGGACCAUUGAUAGUUCCUACAGAAUUGGUUCUAUGCUUGUCCGUGUGAUGACAUUGUAAUUUGGCGCUGCCAAUUCUCUAUGUAAAAUUACAGAUGAAUUAACUGUAAUCAUCCUUGUUCCCUCUUGUAGUUGCUUCACGCUGCUGCGUUUAAGAACAAGUGAGUGAUCGAUAAUUUCUUCUGAUAAGUGGCAAGAACUUUUUUGUUCCUUUUGCU